Pyrenophora tritici-repentis Pt-1C-BFP is the source of this 856-nucleotide messenger RNA. RefSeq lists its product as uncharacterized. Lineage: Eukaryota; Fungi; Ascomycota; Dothideomycetes; Pleosporales; Pleosporaceae. The record is from RefSeq and is a predicted model, not a curated record.
UUUUAGUAACAAAACCUCUUUAUUGCUACGUAGAUAGCACAACACGACUUAUAUCCAUUCUACCACCGCAACUACCACCACUAUGUCUAGCGAUCCCCCAGCCGCAGUACGCGCACACCUUGCUCUCUUACUAUCCGCCAUCCAAGAGCCUACCACGGAAAAAAUACUACUUCAACAACAGCCCUCCCCAUCUCCUAUCCGCGGUAUUGCACUCGAGCAGUUCCUUCUUCGACACCCACCCACCGGAAUCCCCGCUACCAUUAUCUACGCUAUUCUCUUCAAGGUCAUGAACGCGCUGACGACUCUCCACAAGCACCACGUUGUGCACGGCAAUGUCUGCGCUGAGAAAAUCAUCCUUGAAAUGCCGGCCGUAGCCUCUCUAUUCGAUCAACGCGCGACCCACAUGACCGUCCACCUCCUUCUCUCCCGCUUCUCUACAGUCACACCCGCCCCCGUCACAAACACACAGUCAGAGGACGAUGUGAAGGGAGUACUCCAUACAAUCACCAAUCUCGCCAUAGAGAAUGAGUAUGUCGUCGAGAAGAAGAACAACAGGAUUGACCACCACAUGCCCCCCGUCUCUGCCAAACCGUCCGCGCUUCUUGCGGAGUUGGUCUGGGACUUGGAAAAUAUGAAAAUACACCCAACUGGUCUCGAAAGCCUUAGGCAAAAGUGGUGGAAGCCUAUGGCGCUGGUAUUAAUGGCGCCCAACGUUCAGGCUACACAGGAAGAGGUUGAAGAGAUGCGCUCCAAGGCACCUGAUGCGUUUACAGAGCUGCUUCCCGAAUGGUGCAUCGUUUUAUGUGUGGUGUGUGAGGGGCCGAGACAUCAUGAGAGGUUUGGGAGCGCUAUCUAG